Molecule: messenger RNA, 1147 nt
Organism: Ricinus communis (castor bean)
Lineage: Eukaryota; Viridiplantae; Streptophyta; Magnoliopsida; Malpighiales; Euphorbiaceae
Product: non-classical arabinogalactan protein 31
Exons: 2
Coding region: 147-932 (261 amino acids)
Source: RefSeq, a predicted model, not a curated record
AGAAAAAGAAACACAUUUUAUGAAUAAAAACCGCAGAGAAUCACGGUUUAAAGUCCUAUAAAUUCCUUAGUUUUGAGAACCCAUUUCACUGUCUUUCUUUCUUUCUUGCUCAGUCAUCUUUUCUCUCUGUAGCUUGGUCAGUGAAGAUGGUCUUUGCUAUGGCUAAAGCACUUGUGCUACUGCAACUUUCACUGCUGUGUUUCACAGUGUUUAGUGAUGAAGAAAUAGAAGCAGUUUCACCUAUCCCGCCACACCAUCAUGGCUACUCUCACCACCCAGCUAUGUCACCAACUCAACCACCUAAUUAUCACCCUCCUCACCACCACCAUGCCCAUCCACCAACUGUCGCACCCAGCCUUGCACCUACUCACCACCAUCACCAUCACCGCCACCACGCCCCCGUUUACGCUCCCAUGCAUUCUCCAGCCCACUCGCCCAUGCCACACUCUCACGCACCAGUUCAUCCUCCUGUGCACUCCCCACCAGCACAACCCCACCCACCGGUUAAACCACCGGCUCGGUCUCCUAGCUCCCACUUCCCAAGAAGUUUUGUAGCAGUGCAAGGUGUUGUUUAUUGCAAGUCGUGCAAAUACUCUGGGGUUGAUACUCUCUUGGGAGCUUCACCAGUUCUUGGUGCAACAGUAAAACUACAAUGCAAUAAUACAAAGUACCCACAAGAAGCCAAAGCCACAACUGACAAGAAUGGUUACUUCUAUCUCCAAGCACCUAAAUCCAUCACCAACUACGGGGCCCACAAGUGCAAAGUCUCAUUGGUCUCGGCACCAAACACUGCGUGCAGCAAGAUUACCGAUCUUCAUGGUGGACUCAGCGGUGGAAUCUUGAGGCCAGAGAAGAAAUUUGUUGCUAAUAAGCUGCCUUUCGUCCUCUAUACCGUUGGCCCUUUUGCCUUUGAGCCCAAGUGCCCACGUUAAACGUGACAGUAGUAGUUGCAGUACUCAUCGAUCUUUCUGUCACUCUGCGUGCACCAGUUUAAUUAUAGUCCUUCUUUUUAGCGUUUUUAGAUUAUAGUUUGGAAUCUGAAUUUCCCCUGUGUGUUUGAUCUGUACUCUGUAAUGGCACUUCAUUGGCUACCAUUAAUCAGUGUGUGAUGUUAAUUUGUUUGGGAAAUAAAUUAGAUAUUAGAAUC